Messenger RNA from Pocillopora meandrina, 9646 nucleotides. The record is from the annotation of a GenBank genome assembly. NCBI's taxonomy places the organism in Eukaryota, Metazoa, Cnidaria, Anthozoa, Scleractinia, Pocilloporidae.
AUGGAAGAUGGAGAGAUUCCAAAUGAUAAAGUUACUGCUUCUUCUGAACAAAACGCCAACACACCAGCCAAGAAUGGUCGACUGAACUACACAUCAGGAUCAUCAUGGUGUGCAGGAACAGGUGACACUAACCCAUAUCUACAGAUUGAUCUUCAGACAAUUCAUAUUAUCUGUGCUGUGUCCACUCAAGGGAAUUCCAAAGCAGAUCAGUGGGUGAAGGACUACAAACUACAGUUAUCCACAGAUGGGACAUGUUGGAGAGACUACAUGGAAGGUGGACAAGUUAAGGUAUAGGCAUAAACUGUAAGACUUGGCAGCUCAAAGAAAUUAUUUAAAAUAUGAUAUAAUAGACUAUACGGGCAGAUGAACAAUAUUGUAUAGGUUUGAUGAUAUCAAAAGUCCCAGCCUUAAAAAAGGUGGUAAUUAAAAUUAUUAUUUUAGCAAUCUAUGUAUGGUAUAUAUUAAGUUCAUAUUCCGAGGGAAUAACUUAAUUAGCCCCUGGCCUUCGUGCUGAACCUGGCUAGCUUUUGACUGACAUUUAUUUGUCAUAUGACCACUUCCUUCAAGUUGUUUCUUUACCCUCUCUCCCACCCUGGGGGCUUUCCUUGAGUACUCAGAGGCUCCUAAAGCUUGUUUUCUCAUUUAAGGGGCCCAAGCAGAUUAUCUAUCUCUUUUGGUCACUCUUUUGUGCCAGAAGGGUUUGGUGAGGGGGUUAUUUGGUUUUAGUACCCAUGCCUUUUUUCAUCUUUGGAAAAAGUUUAUUAUUAUGUUGAGGUAUGACUGUAUAUUUCUCUCACAGGUUUUGAGGGGAAAUAGUGACAGAGACACAACUGUUAAACAUGUAAUUUAUGGAGUGUCAACAAGAUAUCUUCGAUUCCUGCCACAAACUCAGCAGGGUGGGGUGUGCAUGAGAACAGAGGUGUUUGGAGUGCAACAAAAACGAGGUGAGUUUAAAACUUAAUAUAUGGCUAAGUAUUGUCCUGUGUUGUAAUGCAUGUUUUGUUCGUGCAUUGCAUUGCAUUGCAAGAUCAGUAUGCACAUUAUCCAUACUGUUCUCUAUGCAUUUCUGAGGUGCUGACAUGUAGAGUUUGUCUAACAAUCAAGAGCUUCUUUAGUUGGUGAUCAUUUCCUUUGUUCUCAUGACUUUAAUGUUUGAUUCAGGGGUGAUACUAUAAGGAGAAAUGCAAUGCUAGUCUCUCUUAGAGAGGCAAAGGGUUAAAAAUGCUCAAGGUUCUGUUUAGUAUGUAACUCUUCUUUUUAUUUUAUAAGUUAUUUAUAAAUUGAACAACAUAUAUGUGAGUGGAGGAAUAAGUGAUUGUUUUCAUAUUAUAACUUAGAGAAAUAAUUAAUUUAGGGUAAGAUCCUACAGGUCCGUAAAAAAUUACUUAAUUAAUUAUUAAAUAAUAAUUGAUAUAUAAAUGAUGACAAGAUCGAUGCCGUGUUAAUCCAUUUUACAAUAAUUGGUUCGAUAGAACAGGCAAAAUACACAAUGGUGUUAGUGUAAUACAGGUCAAAAUUCUAGUGGGGAGUGCAGUGACAAGUUGUGAAUGUUAAUUGAUCUAAACUUUGGUUUGUUUACAACAUUGAAGCUCAAAUAUUUGAGCAACAAUGUUCAAUGCAAAUCGGGCCUGCUGGGUACCUUUAGUGAAGUUGUGUCAUGUGCUGGCAGUUUAUACACAUUCGCUGCUGGUGCCUCGUCUUCUAGAAUCUUAACCUCUACAAAGCAACAAGAAUAAUGGACUGGAAAAAACAAACUUUUGUGUAAAACAUGUAAUUUUUAUGUUAUAAAGAACAACUAAAUAGAUUUAGUUAAGCUGUUUCCAUCUUUAACAAAUGCCUAGUAAACAAGUAAUUAGUGCAAUUGUCAAAUAAUGCCACAAGUUUUAUGUUUAAAAAUAGAAACAAACUACUUUAAAAAAUAAUAUACAAUCAUUUGUUUCACAAAGUAGUCACUUUGGAUGCGCAUUGUAAUUUUUCAACUGCAUACAGUCUUCUUCAGAUGAUAAGGUAGACUGAGUAUCUGGUCAUUAGAAACUUUCUGCUCAGGUGUAAUUGGAUAGAAUCUCACGCCUUGAUUGGCGCAUUUUGUCGAAAUAUUCCCUCAGUGGUCGGCUGUCAUGGCUCUCUUGCUGUUGUGUGUCUUGAUUGUUGGCAUCCCAGCUUCUAGGAUUUUUCUAUUCCACUGUCCCUGUUGAUUUUCUUAUGUCCUAUGUUGACUUAUAGGACAUUUUUAAGACGCAAAAUAAUAGUUCCAUAAUUAAUCCCUUAAUAGACUAUUUUCCCAUACACACUAACAAAACUUUUUGUGUGUGUACAUGUAGGUCAUUCAAUUAAUAAAAGCAAGGUAUUUAGAGGUAAACCACAGCCUCCCUUUAGAGGCAACCAUGAACAUAAAGCAAUAACCUUUAAUUAAGUUGAGGUGAAUUGAUUCACAAAGGUUACAUAUGAUUGAUCACUUGAAUUGUCUUGUAUGGUUUCUGUCAAAAUGUGAAAGCUGCAUGUUUUUAAAUUAUUAUCUUGCAGUUUGUGAAAUGGAGGCCAUUGGUCUGGCCACUGGUGGUGCAAUUCCUGAUAGCAGCUUCACAGCCCCAUCUUAUUAUGAUAAUAGAUAUAAAGCUUCUUAUGGUCGACUGAAUGAAAAUAAUCGCGGUUGGGCGCCCAAGACUACGACCAAUCCUGCUGACUUCUUACAAGUUGACCUGCUGUAUGAGUACAUUAUCUGUUCUGUAGCUACCCAAGGAGCUAAUGGUAUCAAGGAGUGGACAACAAAAUACAAGAUCCAGUUAUCAUUGGAUGGAUUCACGUUUUUCACCUAUAAAGAAAACAAUAUUGCCAAGGUAGGGGGCACGGUUAUCCCCCCCCCUCCCAGGAAUAUCAAACAGCAUCAAGUAGUUGUCAUUAAGUACAAGUCAUCCUGACCAAGUCGCAUUGACCAUUACAUCCUCGUUCAUCAAUGCAACUUGCCUCUUUCUUCUUUCAAAAAUCCAUGAGAUAUUUAAGAACAUUAGACAACUAGGAAUAUUACAGACGGUUUAUUACAGAGGAAUAGCCAUUUUUUCUUAGAGCAUUUGUUGCAUUCUCUUACAAGCUACAUGUACCUCUCCCUUGAGUUGUUUCACUAGAAAUGUUAUUUCAACUUCUAAUAUACGAACAUUUAAACAUUUGUUUGGUAGAUUUUUACCGAAAGGAACAAUAAGUCUUUUAAUUGUGGUAAACAUUAUCUACCCAUAUCGAAGGAGAAGAUUGUAGAAUAGCUGAUACAUAUGGUAACUAAUGAUACAAUUAUUUUACAUUUAUGCAACAAACUACAGGUUUUUACUGGAAACUCAAACCAAAAUGGCAUCAUAAAAAACAAUCUACAGGAAUUUGCAAGCGCAAAGUUUAUCCGCUUCUGGCCAACAGCCUAUAGUGGUUGGAAGGCUCUGAGGGUGGAAGUUUAUGGAAUAAUUCCAACUAAAGGUAGUUUUUGCUUUCAUUUUUUUUUCUCAUCCUGAGACAAAAUUGAAGUCACAAUAACUAAUAAUUUGUGAAAGGCAAAGGAGCUAAGGGGCUAAAGGCAAAAGCUACAUGUAAAGAGAAAGUUUAAUAUUCUCCAAAAGUGAUUAAACCUUGGUUGAGUGAGAACGGUUUCAAAAUAGUUUUGAGCUGACCAUUUGAGAAUUUGUUUGGUAGAUUUUUACCGAAAGGAAAACAUAACACAGCAUAACGUUUCAUUCAAGAUACAAUAAUAAUAAAAAAGAUAAAUAAAAUUCAUCUUGAAAACAAAGAAACAGGGGUUGGCCCAAUGACGUUGCACCUUAAAAAGAAGAGGAUUAGAAUUUAAAAUAUUUAUUUAUUUAUUAUAUAUUUAUUUAUUUUGCGAAAUAAAUAUUCACAAUAAAGUUACCAAGUUAAAAAGACGCUUAAGUCCUUCCUUAACUUUAUAAAAAUAUCGGCCUCAACCACAAAUUGCGGAAGACUGUUUCUUUCUUGUAAUUUAGUAUUAUCAACUGAGUUGAUAACGUAAACUGGCCACUGUAAAGAGUUUCAAAGCUGACGUGUCGAGCGUUAGCCCUUCGUCAGUCGCUCAGACAAAGGGCUAACGCUUACGUUGUUUUAAUGAUGUGUUUAAAAGUGUGAAGGAUGAUUUAAAAUUAUCUUUCAGAUUGUACAACAGAGGCCAUUGGUCUGGCCAAUAGUGGUAUAAUCCCUGACUUCAGCUUCACAGCCUCAUCAUAUUAUGAUAAUAGAUAUAAACCUUCUUAUGGUCGACUGAAUGGAAAUAAUCGGGGUUGGGCACCCAGGAAUACAACCAAUCCUGCUGACUUCUUACAAAUUGACCUGCUGCACAAGUAUGCUAUUUGUGCUGUUGCUACUCAAGGAGCUAAUGGUAUCAAUGAGUGGACAACAGACUAUAAGAUUCAGUUAUCAUUGGAUGGUACCACGUUUUUCACCUAUAAAGAAAACAGUAGUGUCAAGGUAGGUUUACAUAAAGAUCAUGCAUAAGUUUGUACAUAUUUUUAAAAAGUUAGAAUAAUCACUUGGAAGACACAAUCAAAUUUUUGAGUCAAGAUGUGCGACAAGAAAGAGGUGUUCAUUUUGUCAACAUUCAGGUUCACUUCUUUUUCAAGGGAACUACAAACUGAUACUUAGAACAUGCAUCGUUUUGUCUUUUAAAAAUAAAAAUAUAAUGGAUGGUACCUAUAAGUACAUAAAAUACGUUGUAACCAUUUUUAAGUUGUUAAUAAGUCCAAUAAUGAUAAGACUUCUGGACUUAUAAACCGGUCUUUCAAUCGCAUUAAAUUUCAGAGACGUACUUGUUCAGAAAAACAUGGUCUGGGGUUCAUUCGUUUAGCUAUUGCCAAUUCAAAGUCGUUGUUCAUGGAGUACCUAAUAAUUGUUGUAGUUUAUGAUGCAGUAUAUCAAUUACGGAAAUUUGAUACAAUGUUGCAUUUUUACAAUAAACUGCAGGUCUUUCUUGGAAACGUAGAUCAAAACAACAUCACAAAAAACAGUCUAAAGGAAUUUUCAAGUGCAAAGUUUAUCCGUUUUCAGCCGACAGCAUAUAAUAGUUGGAAGGCUCUGAGAGUGGAAGUUUACGGAAUAGUUCCAACUAAAGGUAAAUUUUUGCUUUCAUUUUUGUCUCCCUCUGAGACAACAUUGAGUUCACAAUAACUUAUUAUCUAUGGAAGCAAAGACUGGGUAAUUAUACAGUGCUACGAGGGCAAGUUUAAUGUUCCCAAAUAUUGCUUGCGCCUUGGCUGAGUGAGAAUGGUAUUGAAAUAAUUUUAAAGUUGACCAUUGGAGAGUUUGAUAAUCAACACCCUAUACUCUCUGUUGAACCGUAGAUAUCACAUAUCCACGAUAAUUAUAGAACUAAAAAUCAGAGACUUCGUUGAUCAAUGCUUUCAUUUGGUGCAAUGCUCUUAUGAUGUGAUCCUGUGCGCAUUCUGUUCCCUUAAGGUUAAGCAAUUGAACAAAAUGCGUAAUAUAUUCCAAUUCACCCACAGAAAUUUGCAUCACCAUUGCAUUUCUUGAUGGGCAACAUGACCUAACGAUGUGCUUCUAAAUCACAGUGUAAAAACAUGGAAUUUAGGACAUGGGCUGCAGUGUUACCUGUACACACGCAAGCUCACUUAGUCGAAGAAAUUUUUGAUGAAAUUUAAUGAGCUGCCCAUUUGUUUUCCUAUUGCCGGUAAAAGUAUGGUCACGUUCGGCAUCUAUGAAAUUGCAUAAGGAUUCAAGUUCCAUGCUUAGCUUCCGAGUGCAUGCUGUGCCCUGCACAAAUAUAUUUAAAUGUUCAUUUGUUUCAGCAAUACUGUUUAGUCUCACCUCAUAAGAAUAUUCCACUAAAAAAAAAGGUGAAACCUUGAAAUUAACAGCUAACAGACUUUUGGUUUUGCACGGGAAAGAAGGGGAAAGUAAAGGUUUCGCUGACUGCAAAGUGCAGUAGAUGUAACGUUAUAAUUAUGAAUCACUUAACCAAUCAAAUCGUGGAAAUCUCUGUCCAGCUUUCGAACUGUGUUCAUAAGUAUGAAUCUUUUCUUAGGUUUGUCAACUAUUUACUAUCUUCUUUAACUAAAAAAGAGGAAAAAGAGGCUUGAUAAGCUUGAGCAUAAGUAAAUUUGUCUCAAGGAGAAGGAAAAUGUUUUGUGUGUGUGCAGCCUCUACUCAUGAAGUAGGCAACCAUUGACGUAAAACUAUAACCUUAAAUUAAGUUGAGGUGAAUUAUUCCGUAGAUGCUACAAAAGGUACUUAAUUCUUAAUUCACUUUAAUUAUUUACAUAAUUCGUGUCAAAAUGUGAAGGCUACAUGUUUUAAAUUAUUAUCUUGCAGUUUGCAAAACGGAGGCCAUUGGUCUAGCCAGUGGUGGUGCAAUUCCUGACAGCAGCUUCACAGCCUUAUCAUAUUACGAUAAUAGAUAUAAAGCUUCUUAUGGUCGACUGAAUGGGAAAAAUCGAGGUUGGGCACCUAAGACUACGACCAAUCCUGCUGACUUCUUACAAGUUGACCUGCUGUAUGAGUACGUUAUCUGUGCUGUAGCUACCCAAGGAGCGAAUGGUAUCAAUGAGUGGACAAUAAACUACAAGAUUCACCUAUCGUCGGAUGGCAUCACGUUUUUCACCUAUAAAGAAAACAAUAUUGACAAGGUAGGUUUGCGUAUUUUUGUACAUAUUGAAAAUGCCAACCAGGCACACCCAAUCAAUUGUUUUGAGUCAUAGGAGAGAAAGGUGUUCAACUUGUCAACAUUCAGAUUCAAUUCUCUUUCUAUGAACAGUUUCCAGGACUCUUUUUUUAUUGAUAUACAAGUGCACACAACACUAUCAGUGUGACAAAUUUAAUUGCGCCACCACAUGACAAAUAAUGCUUUCAAACGGAUACUUGAACAUGCAUUGUUUUUUUCCUGUAAAAACAAAAAUGUGUGGAUGGUACAUACAUGUAAAGACAAUUCACUUUCAAGAUUGUAUAGAUGUUAAGAAGUCCGAGUCAUUUGGAGUUAUUAUCCAUUACAUCUUAAUUUAACAAUGUAACUUAUCUGUUUUCUCAAAAAUGGAGGAGAAAUUUAAAAACAUUUGAUGUGGAAUAUUACCUACAGUUACGACAUGAUAUGAACACCAACUUUUCCUUGAGUGUGUGUUAGAUAAACCUCUCCCCUAAAUUUUCUCAGCAGAAAUACUAUUUCAACUUCAGAUAAACAGUCACAUACACUUUUUGUAGUAGUAUUCCAACAAAAGAGCAUUAGGCAUUAGAGACAUGUACUUAUACGGAAAGUCUUUGUUCAUUCAUUUCACUACUUCCUACACGGAAGUCAAAGUUCAUAGAAGAGCUGAUACUUUUGAUAAUGAGUGAUGCAGUAGAUUAAUUAAUAAAAUUUUCAUAUAAUGAUGUUGCAUUUUGUACAAAAAAAUACAGGUCUUUCCAGGAAACUCAAAUCAAAGAGACAUCAUAAAAAACAAUCUACAGGAAUUUGCAAGCGCAAAGUUUAUCCGUUUUCAGCCGACAGCCUAUUAUAGCUGGAAGGCUCUGAUGGUGGAAGUUUAUGGCAUUCUUUUAACUAAAGGUAUUUAUUUGCCUUUGCUGCGACGAAUUUAAGUCACAAUAACUAAUUAUUUAUGAAAGCUUAAGGAGCUAGAGAGCAAAAGACAAUGGGUAAAGAGUAUUCUCCAAUGUAGAUUAAUUGAGCCUUGACUGAGUGAGAAUGAUUGUAACAGUUUAACAGCUGACCGAUGGAGAUUUAAUUUUUAUCGAUCUUUAUAUAUCUCAUUGACUUUGCUGAGAUCCUUCAGGGUCUACUUUCACCAAACAAAGUUGUGCUAAGAUUUAAUGUUGAUCAUACUCCUUAUGAUAUGCUGGGAUUCUAAGCAUUGAAGAUUCUGGAACCCCCAAGGUGUCUAUGGGAAAAUAAUCGUCUCAUGCCGUGUGGAGCAUCUUCACACUCAGGUUAUAAAGAAUGUAUAUCUGAUGCAUAUACACAGUCCCUACUGCAGAUGACCCUCCAGACUAGAACAUCCAAUGCUUUUUCUAUGGAGGUAUAUUUACAUACACAUCAAUCGGUAAUCAGCUAAAAAUUAAAGCACACAACUGAUUUUGUUUAUUUCAGUUCCAUCACAACCUCCGGCAGACUUCAAUUUGACUGCAAGCUCCUCUACUAGCAUCAUAGCUUCCUGGCAGCUACCACCAGUACUUGCGAGACAUGGAAGAAACAUCACAGGGUUUAAAUUGUUCUAUAAAGAAAAAAGUUCAGCAGGGUUAGAAACCACCUUGCUUAUCAACAGCGAAUCAACAUUAAGUCAAAAUGUUGUGGGACUUGAUAAGUACACAGAAUAUGAAUUUCACAUCUUAGCUUUUACAUCAGAUGGGGAUGGCCCAAAGACCCCGGUCAAGGUAGAGAGAACCAAGGAAGACGGUAUGUGGUAAAUCAAGGUGAAAAGAUAUAAAAAUUGGCCAAUCACAGAACAUGAUCGCUCAUGCAAUUAAUGACAUCCUGAUGACUGAUAUAAAAAUUUGAAAUAUCCCUUUUUACGUCAUAGUGGAAGGAAGUGCAAGGUGAUAGGGAAAAUGAGCGUUAUAAUGCAUGCAAAUAGAAUUCUUCUUACCUCUCAUACUUCUUAUUUUUUUAAUAGCACCGAGCGCUCCUCUUUUGUUUGCCUAUAAGGAAGUUGCCCCGAAUAAGAUGCAUGGUCCAAGAUUAAACUUGACUUGGAGCAAGUCAGCAGAAGCUAAUGGAAUCAUUAGGAGUUACACUCUGUUCUAUGCAAACAAAGAUGGUGAAACAAAGCAAAGUGUUGGAGGAGACGCGUUCAGUUACUUGGUAGAUAUCCUGGGCGGAGUUACUUAUCAUUUCUAUAUCACAGCUGUAACUAUCAAACCGGGACAGAAUGCCACUUUUUCGGUGAAAACCAAAGAGUACGGUAUGUUCAGCGUCAGGGGAAAAGUAAUGAUUUUGUUAAUGCUCAAUACAUGAAUUUUGUCAGUGAUCAAGCAUCAUGGUGGAAUCUUGUAUAGAAAGAAGUUAAACAUAAUAUCUGGACUGUCGAAAAUUGAAAGAUUUGUGAAAUGAAAUUAAACUACCGAGACUGUUCAAAUUGUUCUGGCUUUAGCAAUGCCAGAAGGACCCUGUGUGAAAUAUUGGGAGAAAGAUAAAACAUUUUAAGCUUGUACAUUGGUUUGCUUGUAGGCUUGUACAUUGGUUGUACAUUGGUUGAAGAACGAUUUGAAGCGUUUUCAUGCGCGCUAAAGUAAACAAUGAUCCGUUUGUUCACCGAUACUGGAGUACUAGCUCAUUUUCCAUUCUGGAUUCAAUCUGUACUUGGAAGCUUAUUGAGGCUUUUUUCUCUCUCUUUACUAGAGCCCAGCCGUGGACCAGAAAACGUAUUGUCUAUCGAAAUUGAGCGUACAGUAUAUCAGUUAUCCUGGAAUGGUUUGCCCAGAGAGGUUGCAAAUGGGUUCAUUAAAAUAUAUCAAGUGAGACUUCUGUUGAAGGAAAGUUGCUUCUCGGUUGACGCUUCGUUUAAUUCGACAUUCAACACAACUAAAACUGAGAUGCUGUUGUCCAGUCUCUCAAUCUGCUCAAGGUAUGAAGUGUCGGUUAGAGCCUUCACUGCGGCGGGACCCGGACCUUACAGCGAGCCUUUAGUGAUUCAGACUUUAGGUUAGUUAAAGACGC